GAGGAGGAGGAGGAGGAGGAAGAAGAGAAAGAAGCAGGGGAGGGAAAGGAGGAGGAGGGAGCCGGGGCGCGGGAGGGCCGCGCGCUCUCCAUCACUCCAGUCCCCCCCUAACCCUAGCCCCUGCGGCCGCUGCUGGUCCCGGGGCUCGGCCAGCUCCGUGCCGCUGCCCACACUAUGCAUGCGGAUUGCAGGCCGGGAUGGAGAGCCGGGGGUUGGUGAGAAUCCAGCGCAGCUUGUUGUCGUCUCUUCCCCUGGUCCGGUUCUCGGUCCGGGUCCCGGCCCGGGCGGCAGCCUUCUUCAUCUCCCCCUCUCACUCCUCCUCCUCUUCUUUUUCCACUCCUCUCUUUAUCCUCCUGGUACUUCUGCUGCUGCUUGAAGACACCGGAGCCCAACAAGGUGAUGGAUGUGGACAUACUGUAUUAGGUCCUGAAAGUGGAACUCUUACAUCGAUAAACUACCCACAUUCCUAUCCUAACAGCACAGUUUGUGAGUGGGAGAUCCGUGUGAAGACAGGGGAGAGAGUGCACAUCAAAUUUGGUGACUUUGACAUAGAGGAUUCAGAUUCUUGUCACUUUAAUUAUUUGAGAGUUUACAAUGGAAUUGGAUUCAGCAGGACUGAGAUAGGCAAAUACUGUGGUCUGGGAUUGCAAAUGAACCAUUCAAUUGAAUCAAAAAGCAAUGAAAUGACAGUGCUAUUCAUGAGUGGAACCCAUGUUUCUGGACGAGGAUUUUUGGCCUCCUACUCAGCUGUAAAUAAACCAGAUUUAAUUACUUGCCUGGAUACCGCAACUAAUUUUUUGGAGCCUGAGUUCAGUAAGUACUGUCCAGCAGGCUGCCUCAUUCCUUUUGCUGAGAUUUCUGGAACUAUUCCUCAUGGAUAUAGAGAUUCAUCUUCACUUUGCAUGGCUGGUAUACAUGCAGGAGUUGUGUCCAAUAAUCUGGGUGGCCAGAUCAGUGUUAUAAUCAGCAAAGGUAUACCCUACUAUGAAAGUUCUUUGGCUAAUAACGUCACAUCUGUAGUGGGACAGUUGUCUGCAAGUCUGUUUACCUUUAAAACUAGUGGCUGUUAUGGAACCCUGGGAAUGGAAUCUGGAGUAAUCUCUGAUUUUCAGAUAACCGCAUCAUCUGUGUGGACUGACUACACAGAGCAGCAGAAUAGUUGGAAACCUGAAAAGGCUAGACUGAAAAAACCUGGACCUCCUUGGGCUGCUAGUGUCACUAAUAAAUACCAGUGGUUACAGAUAGAUAUGAACAAGGAAAAGAAAAUAACAGGCAUUAUAACCACUGGAUCCACCAUGAUAGAACACAACUACUAUGUGUCUGCCUAUAAAAUUCUAUAUAGUGAUGAUGCACAGAAAUGGACAAUGUAUAGAGAACCUGGUAUUGAGCAGGAUAAGAUAUUUCAAGGAAAUACAGACUAUUACCAGGAUGUACGCAAUAACUUCAUCCCACCCAUUAUAGCACGUUUUGUUAGAAUUAAUCCUGUACAAUGGCAGCAAAAAAUUGCAAUGAAAGUGGAAUUGCUUGGAUGUCAGUUUAUUCCUAUAGGUCGUGCUCCAAAACUAACUCAGCCACCAUUUCCCCGGAACAACAAUGAUAUAAGAAACACAACAUUCACUUCAUAUGUAGCCAAAGGUCGUGCUCCAAAAUUCAAUCGACCACCACCUCGCCAUGGCAUUAACUUCCCUCUGCAAACUGAUCAAACAACAAUGACUCCAGAUAUCAAAAACACUACAGUAACUCCAAAUUUGACCAAAGAUGUAGCAUUGGCUGCUGUCCUAGUCCCUGUUCUGGUCAUGGUCCUCACUACCCUUAUCCUUAUCUUAGUUUGUGGUUGGCAUUGGAGAAACAGAAAGAAAAAAACAGAAGGAACAUAUGACUUACCAUAUUGGGACCGUGCAGGUUGGUGGAAAGGAAUGAAGCAGUUUUUCCCAGCCAAAACACUGGAACAUGAGGAAACUCCUGUUCGUUAUAGCAGCAGUGAAGUUAGUCACUUGAGACCAAGAGAAGUCACAUCUGUGUUACAGACUGAAACUGCAGAGUACGCUCAGCCUUUGGUGGGAGGAAUCGUCGGGACGCUCCAUCAGAGAUCCACCUUUAAACCAGAAGAAGGAAAAGAAGCAGGCUAUGCGGACCUCGAUCCUUAUAAUUCUCCGGUGCAAGAAGUUUAUCACGCCUAUGCCGAACCACUGCCCAUUACCGGGCCGGAGUACGCGACGCCAAUAAUCAUGGAUAUGUCGGGACACCCCGCAGCCUCCGGCGCAGCCCCCUCUACAUCCACCUUCAAGGCUCCCGGGAACAAAGCCCCUCCUUUAGUGGGGACUUACAACACCCUCUCUCGCACUGACAGCUGCCCUGUGGCCCGGGCAGAGUACGACACUCCAAAAGGAGGGAAGCCAGGACUGAGUGCCCCGGACGAAAUGAUGUACCAGGUACCCCAGGGCACGCUUCACACGGCCGGAAGCCGGGGGGAAGCAUCAGGGGCAGGGAGGGAAGGGGAAGGGGACGCUUUUAAAGAGAUCCUUUGAAGGUGAUGCCCCCUUUCCCAAAGCAUCAUUUUUAAAGCACAUUGAAUUUUUUUGUACUAGUCAUGAUAAUAUAUGAAAAAGUCUUACCUGUAUCUGUCACUGAGAUGAUUGAGGGCAAAUAUGGAAACUGAGGUACAGGAAACUACUCGUCUGGCCAUUUUGCUUGGAAGGUUUUAUACAGUCCUCAACAGAGGCUUCCCUAUUCAUGAUGUAAUAUCCUUGUUUUGUUACUACUGUAAAACACAAUAUUCUUUAUGUCGUAAGGAGAGCUCCUUCGAUGCACUUCAAAGAAUUUAAAAAUCACUGAGGUGAAA
Gracilinanus agilis (Agile Gracile Mouse Opossum) is the source of this 2842-nucleotide messenger RNA. RefSeq names its product discoidin, CUB and LCCL domain containing 2 (gene DCBLD2). The coding region runs from base 198 to 2528 and encodes 776 amino acids. The transcript has 16 exons. The record is from RefSeq and is a predicted model, not a curated record. NCBI's taxonomy places the organism in Eukaryota, Metazoa, Chordata, Mammalia, Didelphimorphia, Didelphidae.